This is a messenger RNA of Diaporthe citri, 801 nucleotides long. RefSeq lists its product as uncharacterized. The transcript has 3 exons. The record is from RefSeq and is a predicted model, not a curated record. Gene Ontology annotation, molecular function: 1-(5-phosphoribosyl)-5-[(5-phosphoribosylamino)methylideneamino]imidazole-4-carboxamide isomerase activity. Lineage: Eukaryota; Fungi; Ascomycota; Sordariomycetes; Diaporthales; Diaporthaceae. Gene Ontology annotation, cellular component: cytoplasm. Gene Ontology annotation, biological process: L-tryptophan biosynthetic process; L-histidine biosynthetic process. Bases 1 to 801 code for a protein of 266 amino acids.
AUGACCAUCUUCCGCCCCUGCAUAGACCUGCACUCGGGCCAGGUCAAGCAGAUCGUGGGCGGCACCCUCGACGACAAGACCCCGGGCUCCCUCAAGACAAACUUCGUCUCGCCUCACCCGCCCGCCCACUUCGCCGCCCUCUACCGGGACAACAACCUCCGCGGCGCCCAUGUGAUCAUGCUGGGGCCCGGAAAUGCCGAGGCGGCUCGUGAGGCUCUGGCGGCGUGGCCCGGUGGCCUGCAAGUCGGCGGCGGCAUCAACGACACCAACGCCGCCGAAUGGAUCGCCGCCGGCGCUGACAAGGUCAUCAUCACGUCCUUCCUCUUCCCCGGCGGCAGGUUCAGCCAGCCCCGCCUCGGCGCCGUCCUCGGCGCCCUGGGCGGCGACAGGGAGAAGCUCGUCAUAGACCUGAGCUGCCGCCGCCAGCAGGGCGAAGCUGACGCCGAGCCGAGGUGGUUCGUGGCCAUGGACAAGUGGCAGACCAUCACGGACAUGGAGGUGAACCAAGAAUCCAUAAAGCAGCUGGAGCCCUACUGCUCAGAGUUCCUCAUCCACGCCGCCGACAACGAGGGCCUGCAGCGCGGGGUCGACGAGCAUCUCAUCACCAAGCUGUCCCAGUGGUGCACCAUCCCCGUCACCUACGCUGGCGGUGGCCGGAACCUCCAGGACCUCGACAACGUCGCCAGACUGAGCGACGGCACCGUCGAUCUGACAAUCGGCAGUGCUCUGGACUGCUUCGGUGGCAGCGGUGUGAGGCUGGAUGAGUGUGUUGAGUGGAACCGGCGACAGGCAACUUCCUAA